GAUUGGCAUUGGUCGGUCAGCUGAGGAGCAGGUGACAAAAACAAUAGGGGUACAGUCACCAAACCCCGAUCCGUUCGAAUGAAAGAGAUCAACAGCGGUCAAUAUGGCGUUCGUCACUGCAAACUGGAAUCCGCUGGGGGAAGCUUUCUACAGAAAGUUUGAGCUGUACGAGAUGGGGUGGACCUUGAGAGAUGGGCUCAGAGAUUGCCUGGUCGCCGCAGCUCCGUAUGGAGGCCCGAUCGCACUUCUGAAGGAGCCGCAGCGGCGCUCCCCCAGUGCGCGGCCCCAGCUCGAGAUCUACUCCUCCUCUGGCGUCUCCAUGGCUAGCUUCCCGUGGAAGAGUGGGCCAGUGAAGCACCUGGGUUGGACUGUGAGCGACGACUUGCUGUGUGUCCAGGAGGAUGGCACUGUGCUCAUCUAUGACCUGUUCGGAGAAUUCAAGAGGCACUUCAGCAUGGGCAACGAAGUCCUGCAGAACCAUGUGCUGGAAGCCAAGGUUUUCCAUUCGCCAUAUGGAACAGGCGUUGCCAUAAUCACAGGAGCGUUCCGGUUUACCCUGGCCACGAACAUCGAUGACCUUAAGCUCCGUCGCUUGCCAGAGGUUCCAGGGCUACAGGGGGUGCCAUCAUGUUGGGCAGUGCUUACACAGGACAGACAGAGCAAGGUGUUGCUGGCCAGCGGCGCAGAUCUCUACAUCCUGGAUAACACUGCUUGCACUGCAGUGACCCCUCCAGGCCUCACCCCGCAGGCCAGCAGCAUUGUCCAGAUGGCAGUGUCCUUCAGCUACAAGUACCUGACCCUCUUCACAGACACGGGCAAUGUGUGGAUGGGCUCGGCCAAUCUAAAGGAGAAACUCAGCGAGGUGGACACCAAGAUUAGGACCCCACCAAAACAGAUGGUCUGGUGUCGGAGACCCAAAAGCCAACAGCCCUCAGUGGUGAUUAUGUGGGAUCGGCACCUCCUAGUGGCAGGAGAGUGUAAAGACACCAUCCAGUACCACCUGGACGAUGAGUCGGUUCUGGUUCCGGAGCUGGAUGGCGUGAGGAUCAUCAGCGGGACUCACCAUGAGCUGCUGCAGGAGGUCCCAGCGGCAUGCGAGGAGAUAUUUAAGAUUGCCUCUAUGGCCCCAGGGGCUCUACUGCUGGAAGCACAUAAGGAGUACGAGAAAGAGAGUCAGAAGGCGGACGAGUACCUGCGGGAAAUUAAAGAGCAGAACCUUCUGGGCGAGGCGGUCAGACAGUGUGUGGAGGCAGCCGGAUACGAGCACGAGCCAGAGACCCAGAAAACACUGCUGAGGGCGGCAUCGUUUGGGAAGUGCUUCCUGAGUAACUUUCCUCCGGAGCAGUUUGUCAGCAUGUGUCGAGACUUGCGCGUCCUCAAUGCAGUCAGAGACUACACUGUAGGAAUCCCGCUCACAUACUCCCAAUACAAACAGAUGACUGUGCAGGUGCUGAUAGACAGGCUGGUGUACCGCAAGCUGUACCCACUGGCCAUUGAGAUCUGCCGCUACCUGAAGACCCCAGAGUACCAGGGGGUGAGCAGAGUGCUGAAACACUGGGCCUGCUGCAAGGUUCAGCAGAAGGAAGAGGCCGAUGAGGUCAUUGCCCGAGCGGUCAGUCAGAAGCUAGGCGAGGCUGCUGGGAUCUCUUACUCAGAGAUUGCAGCCAGGGCCUAUGAGUGCGGCAGGACAGAGCUGGCCAUCAAGCUCCUGGAGUUUGAGCCUCGCUCUGGGGAGCAGGUGCCUCUGCUGCUGAAAAUGAAGAGGAGCCAACUGGCGCUGAGCAAGGCCAUCGAGAGUGGAGAUACUGACCUAGUGUACACGGUAGUUACGUAUCUGAAGAACGAGAUGAACAGGGGAGACUUCUUCAUGACACUGAGGAACCAGCCAGUCGCUCUUAGUCUCUACCGACAGUUCUGUAAGCACCAAGAGCAGGAAACGCUGAAGGACCUGUACAAUCAGGACGAUGAUCAUCAGGAGCUGGGAAACUUCUACGUCAGAGCCAGUUACCAGGAGGGGAAGCUAGAGGCCCGCAUGUCAUUACUCCAAAGUGCAGUGGACGAGUACAACAAGGCCAAGAAUGAGUUCGCAGCCAAGGCCACAGAGGAGGAGAUGCGUCUGCUGCGGUUCCAGAGGCGGGUGGAGGAGGAGAAGGGCGAGCGUGUGCUGGGCUGCUCUCUGCAGGACACCAUACACUGCCUGCUCACCGCCGGCCUCCACAAGCAGGCCGAACAGCUCUACAAGGACUUCCGCGUCCCGGACAAGAGGUAUUGGUGGCUGAAGUUAACAGCACUGGCAGAGAAAGAAGACUGGGAGGAACUGGAGAAAUUUGCCAAGAGCAAGAAGUCCCCCAUCGGAUACCUGCCCUUCGUGGAGGUCUGCGUGAAGCAUCACAAUAAGUAUGAGGCGAAGAAGUACGUUUCAAAGGUCACUCCGGAGCAAAAGGUCAAAGCAUACCUGGCGGUGGGGGAGCUGGAGGGGGCGGCAGAGGCAGCCAUCGAGAGGCGCAACGAGGGUGAGAUCAGCCUGGUCCUCUCCCGCUGCUCACCCACAACUGACCGAGCCCUCAUGGAGCGCCUGAACCGCGCCCGUGCCACUGCUGCCAAGAAGUGACCACCCAUCGUGCACGCUCUGCAACUGGCAACUCGCUCAAAGCUAGACCCCCUAUACCCUCUGUCCCAGUGAUGGCAUGUGAACAUUCCAGAUGGAUGUGCACAGGUGACAGAGAGGAUACAAGGAGUGUGUAAGAUAGGAGGUAGAGGAGAGGGGCAUCCUCACCACAUUGCUGUAACGUUGCCAUAACGUUUCUGAAACAGGAACUCUGAGACUUACAGAUGGAGCAUGUAACCCUGGAGCCUCCCCACACACCACCACCAGAGGACAGUACCUUUGUGUAUCAAUGGAGAGAUGUCUCUUGAAUUACUUUUCACUUUUUUCCUGUUUGCCUGUCCGUGUAGAAAUAAAAACCUUGGAAGAAAGAGGG
Megalops cyprinoides (Indo-Pacific tarpon) is the source of this 2981-nucleotide messenger RNA. RefSeq names its product vacuolar protein sorting 16 homolog (gene vps16). The record is from RefSeq and is a predicted model, not a curated record. Gene Ontology annotation, molecular function: actin binding. Gene Ontology annotation, cellular component: HOPS complex; endosome; cytoplasm. The transcript is spliced from 24 exons. Gene Ontology annotation, biological process: intracellular protein transport; vacuole fusion, non-autophagic; endosomal transport. The coding region runs from base 104 to 2611 and encodes 835 amino acids. NCBI's taxonomy places the organism in Eukaryota, Metazoa, Chordata, Actinopteri, Elopiformes, Megalopidae.